Messenger RNA from Stegostoma tigrinum, 3521 nucleotides. RefSeq names its product protein phosphatase 1, regulatory subunit 42 (gene ppp1r42). Gene Ontology annotation, molecular function: protein binding. The record is from RefSeq and is a predicted model, not a curated record. The transcript is spliced from 12 exons. NCBI's taxonomy places the organism in Eukaryota, Metazoa, Chordata, Chondrichthyes, Orectolobiformes, Stegostomatidae. The coding region runs from base 355 to 1488 and encodes 377 amino acids.
CAACCGCUGGGGCGUCGGCCGCGAGCUUUCAAACGGAACCGCGUUUGAAACGGCCACCGACUGCUUUUCAACCACACAGCCAGCAAAAGGAAGCUUUUGUAAAAGUCAACGUUUGUAUAUUGUGAAUACUGGUAAUGGCAGACAACACAGCCUUCUGGACUCUCGUUCUUUGCUGCAGAGAAUAAUGUCAAUCCCCUUGAAGGUUGCUAAAUACUCUGGACCAGAUGAACUCGAUCCCAUUGAAGGAGUUCUUUCCACAGGAUAAUUUAAUUAUUCUUCUGGAAAUAAUCAACAGCUCAAAUGAAACAUUACAUGAAAUAACUUUGAGUCGAGCUUGUUAAAAUCUGUUACAUCAUGGGUCGACUUACAGUGGAUCUAAUCGCUAAAAGUAGUAUCCAUGUAAAGAACAGAAGAGAUGAACCAUUGGAACAAUACCUAAAAAGAUUGACUCAUCUAAAUUUUUCAAACAAGAAUAUUGAUGAAAUUGAUGACCUCCCAGUAUGCAAGAGCCUGUCUGUUUUAUAUUUGUAUGACAACAACAUCAUACAGAUUCAUAAUUUAGAUUUUGCAAUUAAUCUCACUCAUCUGUACCUGCAGAACAACAAUAUAACACACAUUGCAAAUCUCUCCUUGCUACAAAACCUCACUAAAUUGUAUCUAGGUGGCAAUUGCAUUUCUGUAGUGGAAGAGUUGGAAGGAUUAACAGAGCUUCGAGAAUUGCAUGUAGAGAACCAGCGCCUUCCUCUUGGAGAGAAACUGCUGUUCGAUCCUAGGACUCUCCAAUCUCUAAAAAAAUCCUUGUGUGUUUUGAACAUCAAGAAGAAUAAUAUUGAUGAGAUCAAAGAAUUGGCUUGUCUUGGGAACUUGAAUCAGCUUAUGGCUGAAGACAAUCAUAUUCAAGAUAUAAAGGAACUGGAAUAUGUCUUGAGCCAAUGGCAAAAACUCUGGUAUCUGAACCUGAGUGGAAAUCCUGUCUGCCAGAAAGCAAAAUACAGGGAUAAAAUAAUGGUGUUGUCUACAAGCCUAGAGGUCCUUGAUGGAAAAGAGAUAAAUAAUACAGUCAGACAAUUUUUAAUAAACUGGAAAGCUUUCCGAGAAGCCAAGAAGAAAAUUGCCAUGGAAAAGCCGGAGGAGCAGGCUACACAACAGACAUUAGAUCAUCCACAAGUAAUUCGGAACCAUGCACUUAGAAGCUAUACAACUCCUGGUAUUCGUAGAUUCAGGAAACCUGUUGAUCAUCUUAUGAAGACUUCCAGCUUGUCAUACUCUAGAGAUGAUGGAAAAAGUGUUUUACCACCAGUACUUGAAUCUAAGGGCAUGGGUGAUGGUGUGGAAAGAAUCGGGACACAACCAGUCAGAUUUUUGUUGAUGCCUUCUCACAUGGCGACUAAGGUAACGCCCUCCAUACCAGGCAACAUCUUGAAUCAAGGUUUAAGGAAAACUUCCUCCUUUGCCUCAGAGCAGAAUAUUGCUGAACCUCAGGCCUAACAUCACUGACGCUGCCAACUGAGAUCGAAGGUCCAAACAAUAUAGUCACCAUUCACUGAUGUUGGAACCGCAUUAGUCAUAUUUUGUUUUACUUUGAAAGAUACGAAUGUGAUUAUUUACUCAAAUUUAUUUCAUUAAAUGUGCUGUCCAAGUAUUUUGUCGUUUUUUAAAAAAAUAAUAUUUAAGUUUGGCAAAUUCAUAAAAAAACUAAACCGUUUAGUAGCAAAAAUAGCCACAUGUUGUGAACUGAUUUUCAGGUUGUAGUCAAAAAGUUCACCAUGUUUUUACUUCACUUUCUUGUGUUCGGUAAUCUUAAAAUUAUGUCUCAAUACAAUUCUUGUUAUGGCUUACAAUGAUGCUCAGCGCCCGAUGACGGCACAAGAUGAGCGAUUAUAUAUUUUGCCGCACUUGUCCACCCUUCUGCGGAGUUCACGUUAUCUUGUCUAAACUGAGCUGCCGCCUGCAAAACCAUUACUUUCGGAUUUACCUGAUUACUGAAUCUUUGCUUCAGUUUGUGUUUUUAAGUAUUUUUCAGUCCAUACGUGUAAAUAUUAGAGUAUCGGAAACAUCACCAACUUUAAAUGUAAAGUAUAAAUGCAGAAAUGUACACUGGAACUUAUUCUUCUAACCCUUAAAUAACGCAGUGUGGUCCCGACCAAAAUGUCGGUUUUCCUGCUCCCUUGAUGCUGCCUGGCCUGCUGUGUUCCUCCAGCUCCACGCUGUUUAAUCUCAGACUCCAGCAUCGGCAGUUCUUAAGAUCUCAUUCUUUCCUUUCCUCGCCGCUAUUAUUGUCACGUGAGCAAUCGUUUAUCUCUAUUUAAACUAAAUGGGUCAACUCAAUAACAAACAAUUUAGCAUUGACUGCGCUUAAGAAAAAUGAAAUGUUAAAAUAAUCAGGACUAUUUUGGCUCCGUUGCACAACACAGAACAGAUUUACUUGCAUUCAGUCAGUGUUUUAAAGCGUUGUCUAAACUAUCAAAAAGUCUUUGCACGAACUAAAUUUUAAAGCUUUUGUCAGUGUUGGGUGGAGAGUAAUUUAAGAGAUUGGAUUUUUGGGGGCAUUUUAUAAGGACAUUUUAUCGUUUAAAUUCAAUUUUUAAAUCCAUCAUUGGUAUCUUCAAUAUAACAUUUUAUGAUAAACGCCCGCUUUAUUCCUGUGAAUAAAUACUAAAGGGAAACAGGCAAUGCAUCCUAUUUCAAUGAUGGAUCAUACAGCAGUAAAACAAAGCUAUUUCUCAGUAAAAUGUAAACUUAUUUAGUGAAUUAACCAUGUUCUAGAUUUUUAAAAGAGCAUAUAAAUAGUUUUCAUCAAUUUAAUAUAAACCAUAACACGAUUUUUAUGGACGAUGUGUCAUGACAUUGCAUUACCCGAUGUGAGCUGAACAGCUCCCAGUUAAUUUUGUUAUUGAUGAGUUAAAUUAUAUUCGAAUUGGGGAGGAGUAUUGAUUUUUCUCACACUUCUUUCGUAUUUCUGUUUAUAUCGCUAGUUAAGUCUUUGAUAUAAAUGCAGUAAAUGACUGUAAAUAAUGCUAAUAUUGUUCACUAUUAGCACCAGUUUCUUUUCGUUAAAUAUAAAAUAUCACGCAUAUGCUAGAAAAGCUGCUAUUACAUGUGGUAUGGAAUAUGUUAACCCGUAACCCUGUGUAACUUUUAUCUGCUAGAACGUUUCUUUCGAAAACUUGAAAAUAGUGAUUUGAUCAUUUCAGUUACUUUAAAAAUUCAUGCCAUGAACGAAUCUCCAGUUGUGCAUAAUUGGUAAUAUACCAUUUCUUUAAUCGAUUAUUUUACGUAUUAUUUCAUCUAAUUUUAUGUUUAUGCAACUUAUUUAUGAUUAUUACCUUUGAAUAAUUUGGGUGUCGUUUGUUUGCGAUCCUCCUCCGGCACCGGUACUCUCUGGACUCGAGAAAAGCGCAGGAUCUGAGAUGUUCCAGUUCUUCGGAAACUGUUGGGACUCUCUGACGGACUGUUUAAAAUUUGCAUAUUGAACUGUUACCCCGGAUAAACCAGGUCGCUAAAUAAAAAUGUGUCCAUUA